AUGACGCAAGCAGCGGUAGCAGUAACGCCCCAAAAGCGCAAGCAAGUCCUCAAGGUGCUCUUCAUCUCGCUUCUGCUUGAUCUCGUGAGUCGCGUCAACCAUUGUCCAUCUGCCAGCACCGGUCUGACCGUCAUGUCUACUUCANNGAUCUCCUUUACCUUCAUCCUCCCGCUGUUUCCCAAGCUCCUCGAGUUCUACCGCGCCGUCGAUGCCUCGGUCACGUCUUCAUCGUCAAGUCCAACUCUCNNCCUCUCUCGUGUCCUGGGUCUGCUCAAUGCGUACAAGAAUACCUUUGCCAAACCAAUCAAUGAUCGCUACGACAUUGUCCUGUUGGGAGGCGCACUGGGCUCGCUGUUCUCCUUCUGCCAGGCCAUCGCCUCUCCUGUCAUUGGCCGCCUCUCCGAUCGCUACGGCCGCCGUACUGCCUUGUUAUGGAGCAUGGUUGGCAACAUCCUUAGUGUCGCUCUCUGGGUCGCCGCUACAGACUUCCGCACCUUUCUUGCCAGUCGCGUUGUCGGCGGACUGAGCGAGGGCAACGUCCAGUUGGCCAUGGCCAUCGCUACCGACAUUAGUGAUGACAAGCAGCGUGGUGCAACCAUGGCUCUGGUCGGCGCUUGCUUUAGCAUUGCCUUUACCUUCGGUCCUGCUCUGGGUGCUGCCUUGUCAACCGUCACUAUCGUGCAAAGCAAUCCCUUCGCUACCGCUGCUGGCUUCUCGCUCUUCCUCAUCGUUACCGAGACUCUGUAUCUCUACUUCUGCCUGCCCGAGACACAUGUUGUCAGCUCUACCCCGAACAAGAACAAGACAGAUGAAUCCAAAGAGACCACGACUCAGCGCACCAAUUCACACGCUCUACUCAACUUCACCCAUUUGGCUUUCAUCCUCUUCUUCAGCGGGAUGGAAUUCUCCCUACCAUUCAUGACCUACGAUCUCUUCAACUACGGCAGCAAGGAUACUGGACGCCUCCUCGGCUUCAUUGGUAUCGUUGCUUCUGUCCUUCAAGGCACCGUGACCCGUCGCAUGCACCCUCUCCGUGUGGUACAGAUGGGUGUUGUAUCGUGCCUGCUAGCCUUCGUCCUGCUCGCUCGCCUCACAACGGAGGCCCAGCUCUACGGUGCUGCCGCUUUGCUCGCUGUAACCAGUGCCACUGUCGUAACGGGCCUCAACAGUCUAAGCAGUUUCGAAGCUGGCGCUUCUGAGCGCGGCAACAAGCUCGGCAAUCACAGGUCGUUUGGCCAAAUUGGUCGUACGCUAGGUCCUCUGUCCUUCUGCUCGUUAUACUGGUGGGCCGGCCGUGACGUCGCAUAUGCUGUCGGGGCCACAGGCAUGCUUGGAGUUGUCGCACUUGCAUUCGGUGGUCUUCGUAAGCCUGUACAAGCAUAG
This is a messenger RNA of Aureobasidium vineae, 1383 nucleotides long. NCBI's taxonomy places the organism in Eukaryota, Fungi, Ascomycota, Dothideomycetes, Dothideales, Saccotheciaceae. The record is from the annotation of a GenBank genome assembly.